CCAUCGCCGAGCACAUCGUCCGGCUUCAUCAGACGUUCUCAGUCAGCAACCCGCCGCCUCUGUCUCACCUCCUCCGGCCCUCGGUGCCCCCGCGUUUGUUACAUAGGUUGAUUCCAGGAUUGCGUUGGCGGUGCCCCCUCCGUCGUGCUUAGCUACAUAGUAUAUUUUACGUCGUCUAGAUCAUGGCGUACAGCCAAGCCCUCACCCCGUCUCGGCCCGCGCCGCCCGCACCCCAAAGACGAGCCACCGAGCAGUCGACGCUCAACUCUGCCGGCUACAACCUCAACCUCGCGCCCGCGUCGCCGUACGCGAACUCGCCCAGCAACUACCUCUCCUCCUCGUCGCCGUACGCGGCCAACUACUCGGGCAUCGGCGGAUCGCCCAAUCGCAUCAGCUUAGCGCAGCAACAGCAGCAGGGCAACCACGGCGGCGACAGCAUGAACGGGUUCGAGGUCCGGAGCGGGACCGUCAGCGUCAAGGAGGAAGGCGGCCUCGCGAGCUUGUUGGGGUGGAGACCGAAGUGGUUGGUCCUCACGGAGCAGCAGCUGGAGAUCUGCAAGAAUCAAAACGCAGGCACGCAGUCCGCGAUCCGCCUGCACGACAUUUCCAACGUCGAGCGCACCGACCUCAAGCCGUACUGCCUCCUCAUCGAGGCGAAAGACAAGCGCAUCUGGCUCGCCCUCAAGUCCGACGACGAACUUUAUGGCUGGCAAGACGACAUCUACUCCCGCUCGCCCCUCAUGGGCGUGUCCAACCCGACCAACUUCAUGCACAAGGUCCACGUCGGCUUCGACCCCGUCUCGGGCGCGUUCACCGGCAUGCCCGAGCAGUGGUCCAAGCUCCUCACCAAGUCGGCGAUCACCCGCGAAGACUACGCCAAGGACCCCCAAGCCGUCCUCGACGUGCUCGAGUUCUACACCGACCACCAGAAGCGCGAGAUGGAGGAGAUGGUCGGCAUCCCCCAAUCGUCCAUACCCCUCCGCGCGGGCUCCUCGGCCUCGUCCACUCUCGCCCCCGGCUCCGCUUACUCAUCGUCCACCAGUACCCUCAGUCCCGACCCGCCCGCGCGCUUCAAUGCCGGCACCGGGCUCGGCGGCAUCUCCAAGGACGGCCGGCCGUCCAUCUCGCGCCAGGACAGCGCCCCGCCCUCCGUCGGCACCCCGCUCUCCUCCGCCGCCCGCGCCGCGGCCGAGCAGGUCAACGGCACGUACGCUGGCACGAUCUCCGCCGCGAACGGACAGAUUCGGCCUCUCGGUGCCGGUGUGGGUGCGCUCCAGCCGUCGCGCCCCGCACCGCCGCGCCCGCUGCUCACAGGGACGCGACCGGCCCCGUCUCCUGGACAGAAGCCGCCCGUGCCGGACCACACCCCCAGCUCCGCGGAUCUCCGCGCACGGGCACGGGCGCAAGGCCCACCCGCGGCCGAGGGCGCGCAGCUCCCGGCGCGCAAGGACUCGCUCGCAGAGGAGCAGCGGCAACGCCAACGGGACGUCGACCGGAUAAGGGAACGCGAACGGGAGCGUGAACGCGAGAGGGAGAGGGAGAGGGAACGCGAGCGCAACUACGACGAGGAGGAGUACAUCCAACGUCCGCCGAUCGUCCCGUCCAAGUCGGCUCCGGCCAACGACACCCCCGCGAAUGCACCGGCGCACGGUCCUGCGGGAGCCACUGCGGGCCCGCCGCCUGUGAAGCCGCUGCAGCCGAAGAAGGCGCCGGCGGUGACGGUGACGCCGAGCCAGGACGACGAGGGCAAGUCCGGCGUGGCCGCUGCCGCUGCGGCGUUGGAGAAGCCGAAGGAGAAGGAGAAGCGGAUCAGUACGAUGUCGGAGGCGCAGAUUAUGGAUAAGCUACGGAGCGUCGUAAGCGCUGACGACCCGAAGACGCUAUACUCGAAGAUCAAGAAGGUCGGGCAGGGUGCAUCUGGGCAUGUGUACGUCGCGAAGACGCUCGCAACCGGAAAGAAGGUCGCGAUCAAGGAGAUGGACUUGUCGCAUCAGCCGCGGAAGGAACUUAUCGUCAACGAGAUCUUGGUCAUGAAGGAAUCACAGCACCCGAACAUUGUCAACUUCUUGGAGUCGUACCUUGUCAAGCAGGACUUGUGGGUAGUGAUGGAGUACAUGGAGGGCGGCGCUUUGACGGACAUCAUCGAGAACAACACGUUGGAGGAGGACCAGAUUUCGUGCAUCUGCUUGGAGACGUGCAAGGGUCUUGGACACUUACAUAGCCAACACAUCAUUCAUCGUGAUAUUAAGUCGGACAACGUUCUCCUCGAUGCGCAUGGACGAGUGAAAAUCACUGACUUCGGGUUCUGUGCCAAGCUUACGGAUCAAAAGUCCAAGCGUGCGACGAUGGUUGGCACUCCGUACUGGAUGGCGCCCGAGGUUGUCAAGCAGAAGGAAUACGGCGCUAAGGUCGAUAUCUGGUCGCUGGGCAUCAUGGCUAUCGAGAUGAUCGAGAACGAGCCGCCGUAUCUGGACGAGGAGCCGCUGAAGGCGCUUUACCUCAUCGCGACCAACGGAACGCCCACGCUCAAGAAGCCUGAAGACCUGAGCAGGGAGCUGAAGAGCUUCCUAAGCGUCUGUUUGUGCGUCGACGUGAAAAGCCGAGCGACGGCGGCGGAGCUGCUGGACCACGAGUUCUUGAAGAAGGCGUGCGCGCUGUCGGGCCUCGCGCCGCUACUCCGUGCGAAGCAAAAGCAAGGGCAAUGAGUGCACCACAUUGAUAGCACCACCUGUUCGUCUGAACCGCGUGUAUCCCGUGGGUGCAAUACGUCCUGUUCUGGUGUUUCAGGUCGAUCUUGGGACCCUGUCAUCUCAGGGUUAUCUCCUCCUCGCGCUUUAUGCCGUAUACGAAUUUCCGUUACUGACUCAUGCCUGCAUGCCUCGACGCGACUGCUUUGCGUCUAUGAACUGUCGCGGCUUUGGCCUGUGUUCCUUCCUUCUCUCCUCUUUACUCGUUGUCCUUUUAUUUUUUUUCCGGCUUAUGUCAAAUGGAAUUGUAGGAAUUGUACGGUUUUUGGCGAAAUGCUAGAUACACU
Messenger RNA from Punctularia strigosozonata HHB-11173 SS5, 3034 nucleotides. Its product is annotated as Pkinase-domain-containing protein. Gene Ontology annotation, cellular component: cytoplasm. NCBI's taxonomy places the organism in Eukaryota, Fungi, Basidiomycota, Agaricomycetes, Corticiales, Punctulariaceae. Bases 183 to 2705 code for a protein of 840 amino acids. Gene Ontology annotation, biological process: intracellular signal transduction; regulation of MAPK cascade; protein phosphorylation. Gene Ontology annotation, molecular function: protein serine/threonine kinase activity; ATP binding. The record is from RefSeq and is a predicted model, not a curated record. The transcript is spliced from 6 exons.